AUGAUUUUCCCAGGCACUUCAAUUAUUUUGAUAAUUUCUUCAUUUUGUUUACUUCUUGGACCUUGCUCAGCUCAGUCAUCGCUCGGUUUGACGAUCGAUUCGGAUCAAUCUGCUCUUAUCGCCCUCAAAGCGGCUAUAAUUCCCGAACCAAAUGGAGUUUUAACGACGAAUUGGACAGAUAACACGUCGAUUUGUAACUGGAUCGGCGUCACAUGCAGCCCCCGUCAUAAUAGGGUCACAGCUUUGGACCUUCCCAAUAGGUCCCUUCUUGGUAUUCUCCCGCCUCAACUCGGUAAUCUUUCGUUCCUAAUCCGACUCAACAUUCAAAACAACAGCUUUUACGGGGACCUUCCAUUAGAACUCUCCCGCUUGCGACGGCUAAGAUUUGUUAGCCUCUAUUUGAAUAACUUCACCGGAUAUGUCCCCUCAUGGUUGGGAGACUUGCCUCAACUUCAAUAUUUGGAUGUUGGAAAUAAUAGUUACAUUGGCAGCCUUCCAAAUGGUCUAUUUCGUAACGGGUCGAUCUUGGAGACGUUGAGAAUGUCGUAUAAUUUCAUAGACGGCAAGAUUCCGCGUGAGAUUGGGAACUUAAAGAAACUUAAGGUUUUCGACGUGGAGAAUAAUCUCCUUGUUGGGGAGAUACCGUCGUCACUUUUUAAUAUUUCGUCGCUAAAUCUCAUUGCUUUUACCACAAAUAGGCUAUCGGGAGGGCUACCGGUGGACAUGUGCUCCAACCUUCCUAACCUUACACAAUUAUAUUUGUCUACCAAUGAGUUGUCCGGCGAAAUCUCUUCUACAAGUUUCCAAGGAUGUUCGAAACUCGAGAUUUUGUCUCUUGGAGACAACAAAUUUGAAGGGCUUAUACCGAUAGAAGUAGGGAACUUAACUAUGCUCAAGGAACUGUACCUUGGCAGCAAUAAUUGGCGAGGUGAUGUUCCAUAUGAAUUGGUUAAUCUUGUCAACUUGGAGAUUUUGGUUUUUCAAUACACCAAUGUCAACACUCUUUUGCCAUCUUUCGUCUUUAAUAUGUCUUCUUUAAAAUGGUUAUACCUGAAUGGAAAUGGUUAUAACGGAGUUCUACCAAGAGACUUAUGUUCUCAUCUUCCUAUUCUUGAAAUACUCUCUCUUUCCAACAAUAACUUAAUGGGAUCUAUUGCAAUCUCGAUACAAAAUUGUUCUUCUCUCAAUCAGAUUGAUCUAUCCCAGAACAAAUUUACAGGUAAAACUAGAGUAAUUCCGAAAGAAGUUGGUGAGUUAAGAAAAUUGAAGUUAUUAAACUUUCAAGACAAUCAACUUACUGGUUCCAUUCCUUCGUCCAUUUUCAACAUAUCGAGUUUACAAGCUCUUUCACUUUCUUUUAAUAAGCUUUCGGGAAAUUUGCCGUCAGAUUUGGGGCUUAACUUGCCAAAUAUUGGGUUACUUUUCAUUGGAGUGAAUAAUCUAAGUGGAAGAAUUCCCGAGUCCAUUUCCAAUGCUUCAAAUCUUUAUAACAUAGAUUUUGCCAACAAUUCAUUGAGUGGUCCAAUUCCUAACACCUUAGGAAAUUUGAGGUAUCUCCAAGUCCUAAACUUGUUGAUGAAUGAUUUGACGGGAUUGAGCUUCAUCACAUCCUUGGCCAAUUGCAAAUACUUAUCGACGUUAUGGGUACCUUCAAAUCCUCUAAAUGGUGUUCUUCCUCCGUCCAUUGGGAAUCUCUCCAAGUCUCUCUCACGUUUGGAGUUGAGUAAUUGUGGUAUUAGUGGAAGCAUUCCACAUGAAAUUGGAAAUUUGAUCAAUUUGCAUGACUUGGGUCUUAAUAACAAUCAUCUUACAGGAUCCAUUCCAAAGACGAUAAACACAUUGAAAAGGCUCCAACGAUUUAGUAUUCGUAGUAAUAGGUUACAAGGGCCUAUUUCGGAAGAAUUAUGUAGCUUAGGUGAUCAACUAGGUCUAUUAGAUUUAGGUGAUAAUGAAUUCUCGGAUCAAAUACCUACUUGUCUUGGACAACUUACCUCUCUAAGGCAACUUUCUUUGGAUUCCAAUAAGUUGAAUUCUAGCAUACCAACGAGUUUGUCGAGUUUGAGCAAUUUGUUGAAUCUCAACUUCUCUAGUAAUUCAUUCUCAGGGGAAAUCCCAAGCAACUUGAGAGCCCUGAAAAACUUGAUUACACUUUCAUUGGCACAAAAUGAUUUUCAAGGGUCUAUUCCCGAGUUCCUUGGCGAGUUAAUAGACUUACAAUACUUGGAUUUGUCUCAUAAUAACCUCAUUGGCGAAAUUCCAAAAUCGUUGGAAGCGCUUACUCAACUCAUUUACUUCAAUGUCUCGUUCAAUCAGUUAACCGGAGAAAUCCCAAAUGGAGGUCCUUUUAGUAACUUCACCGGUCAAUCUUUCAUGUCGAAUUCAAAAUUGUGUGGAUUACCACAAUUCCAAGUCCAACCAUGCCCAAUUAGCUCCCAUCGGUCGAGAAGGAAAACAUCGCGUAUUCUUUUGUAUGUUUUGGUAUCGAUAACUUCAUUAAUCAUAGCUACAACCUUCAUAGUUGUCUUCUUGAUACGUCGUGGAAGGAGGAUUGACGUAAUAUCAAAAGAGGAUGCGCCUUCCACCAAUGUGACUCAUAGGAGAAUUACUUAUAAUGAACUCUCCAAUGCAACAAAUUUGUUUAAUGAGUCCAACUUACUUGGAGUUGGGAGUUAUGGGGCAGUGUAUAAGGGGACUCUAAUAGAUGGGACGACUGUAGCCAUCAAGGUAUUCAACUUACAAGCCGAAGGCGGUUUCAAGAGUUUUGAAAAGGAAUGCGAAAUAUUGAGCCAACUUCGUCAUCGUAAUCUUACAAAAGUUAUCACUAGUUGUUCCAAUCAAGAUUUCAAGGCUUUGGUUCUUGAGUACAUGCCUAAUGGAAGCCUCGAGAAUUGGUUGCACAAUGACACAAAUUACCUUAGUUUCUUACAAAGGUUAGACAUAAUGAUAGAUGUCGCAUGUGCAUUGGAGUAUCUACAUCGCGGUUAUUCAGUACCGGUGGCUCACUGCGAUUUGAAGCCUAGCAACGUGCUUCUUGAUGAAGAUAUGGUGGCACACGUAUGCGAUUUUGGAAUCUCAAGGCUACUUGGAAUGGAAGAAAGUGUUGCUCAAACUAGGACACUUGGUACAUUUGGAUAUAUUGCGCCAGAAUAUGGUUUGGAUGGAUUGGUGUCUAUCCGAUGCGAUGUUUAUAGUUUUGGAAUCGUAUUAAUGGAAGUUUUCACGAUGAGGAAGCCAACCGAUGAUAUUUUCUCGGGGGAGAUGAGCUUAAGAAAGUGGGUGAAUGAUUCAUUCCCUCGUGGGAUAGUCGAGAUCAUAGACUCCAACUUGUUAAAGAUAGAGAAAGGGCUCGUGGAAAAUAAGAUCGAUUGUGCUACAUCGUUGAUGGAGUUGGCUUUGAAUUGCUCGGCCGAAUUGGCGGACGAGAGAAUAAACAUUAAAGAUGUUUGCACAACUUUGCAUGAGAUCAAGUCUAGAUUUAUUGCAUAAUGUUGAUUCCAUGUAAAUAUGUAUAAAGAACAUUAGUGUUAUAAUUGUAAUAGUGCCUAUCUAUAUAGUAUAUGUUAUUAGCUUA
Messenger RNA from Impatiens glandulifera, 3571 nucleotides. RefSeq names its product probable LRR receptor-like serine/threonine-protein kinase At3g47570. The transcript has 4 exons. Gene Ontology annotation, biological process: protein phosphorylation. Lineage: Eukaryota; Viridiplantae; Streptophyta; Magnoliopsida; Ericales; Balsaminaceae. The record is from RefSeq and is a predicted model, not a curated record. Bases 1 to 3486 code for a protein of 1161 amino acids. Gene Ontology annotation, molecular function: ATP binding; protein kinase activity; receptor serine/threonine kinase binding.